GGAACGUUCAGUAGUGCGCUUGUUUCCGUGGAGAUAACUUAUUUCUGAACAAGAAGCGAAGGCGUCCUGUCACAAAAUGGUUCCCCUAACAACUAUAAGGAAGUUUGUGAACACGGUGUUUUGUUGUAUUUUUUAAUUUAUGUUUCUGCCAUCGCUCAAGUUAUAGCUAAUCUAAAAAUGGAUUCCAGGGUUUCUGAAAAUAAAGUGUCUCGCCCGUUGAGACGAUCGACAAGGCAGUCUUCGGGUUACGUUAAAGUAUUGAGUUUUGAAGCGACGCCCAGAGGUCCUCUAAAACGGACCAGAAAGGGGUUAGAAAGCCAAGCCCCUUUAACAGCUGUCAAUGGUUCCAAAGAUGUGGAGACUGGCUUAGAGGAUGAAGUUUCCCCUAGCAAGAAGAGCAGGCUGGAGACUGGAGGAGCAGUGGGCGGCAGUGGUGAUAAGAAUGACACUGAGAUGGAUGUCCAGGAAUCAGUUGAAGAUCUGGAGGAAAAUAAAGAUGAAGACCAGGAAAUGGAUAUUAUACAGGAUUCCUCUCAUCUCACUCCUCAACCAAAGGUUGAAAGGUGCCAAGGCGAUUUUGGAGAUAUGAAUUUAUCCCCUCGUGUAGUACUUCAUGAAUGCAGAUCCAGUCAUGCUGUACAUGAAGAUGCAGACUUGAUGAAAACCAAGACCGUUAAACCAUCAACAAAAGCACGUGUACCCCCCACCAAGUCUACUGCGCAAAUCAGACCACCGGCAAACCAACAUGAUGUGACGAUCCAUAGCAUGGAUGACUACAAGAGAACGAUGGAGGCCAAAGCCAAGAGCACUGGUAUACUGGCAGUUAACCACCAUGUCCCAAGUGCGUAUCCAACCUCAGAGAAAUCCUACACAACCCGACAGCGUGUGAAUAACAUACCGGCUCGAGAAGAAACCGUUCAGCAGAAAAAACAAGGGAUGAAGAAAACCAAUGUUAUCAAGAAACGCUCUGGAUAUUCCUGCCCAGGAUUCCUGUGGUGUUUAUGGCGUUUGGUUCUCCUUGUGUUGCUCUGUUCUGCCAUCUUGCUGGCAUACAAAAUCAUCCCUGUAGUCAAAAAGACUGCAGAUGAAGGAAUGCAUCCAUCCAGGGCUUUAAAGCCAGAAGUGUUUGCAGAUCGGUUCUCUCUUCUUAAGACUCAGUUCCCUAGUCAGCGGCCUGAGUUGUGGCAGAGGAGCAAGAUCCACCUGGAGAAUCAUCUCGAAACAGCCCAUCCUACAGAGCCAGUGAGUCUGAUCUUUACUGCAGGCCAAAGAGCUGAGACCACACUGCGCUGCCUGGCUCAGGGGCUGGCCUCCGCCUUCUCGUCUGCCCUCAACGCUUCCAUCCUCUACAUCGAUGGAGCCAGCAAAGCCGGCCAGGACAGCGAUGAGGUGAAGCUGGAAAUUGACGGACAGUUUCGAGCAGCCUUCGACGGAGACAAACCCGUGGCUGUAAUUCAUCGAUUCGAAGAGCUGCCUCCGGGCUCCACCCUUAUUUUUUAUCGCUACUGCGACCACGAGAACGCCGCCUACAAGCGGGUGUUCUUGUUGUUUACUGUGCUACUGCCUCAAGAUGAGGUCAAGGGUAAUCAUAGUCUGAAGGAAGUGGAGGAGAUGGUGCAAGAAUAUGUCAAGGUAAAGCUGGUGGACUCCAGCAACCAAACUGGCUUCAACGAGAUGGACGCUGACAAGUUCGGUGGACUGUGGAGCCGCAUCUCCCAUCUUGUCUUACCCGUGGUGUCUGAGAAGGAAGUAGAGCAGAAAGGAUGCUGAUGAACCAAGCUGGCCAUCAAAGAAGAUGUCACAAUACCGCUUUGGACCAGUCUGAUCCUCCUUGGCACUGGGCAGGAGCUCUGAAACCGAGAACAUGUAAAUAUAAUGUGCGUGUUGUUACAUUUCCCAUAUAGAUUUUAGUUCAAAUGUUUAAAGGUUGUAAUAAUCUCUCUCUGUUAGAGAUGAGAUUGUUCUCUUGCUGUCUAAUGUUGAUGAUUUAGCACUGAGUUUUUACACGUGUACAUGUACAGGCUUUUGCGUAAGGAUGUUACAGUCCCAUCAUCAUUCCACUUCCAAAGUAGGUUAUGAAAUGCAUAUUCUCAUGCAGAUUUAGCAUACAAUAUACAUAGUUGGAUUGUACCAUAAAUCUGUAUUGACAGCAUGUUGUUCAACCGCUUUUUAAUCCAUCUAAGAAGAGUUUUUGGUGAAAGAUCAGCAUGGAUUACACUGGGUCCUUCUUUAGAAACUAAUAAAACAUGUUUUAUUUUCUGUGGGCAUCUUUGUUUUAGAAGCAAAUUCAUAUUUCUUGUUCUGUAUCAAAUCUCAACUGAUGGCUUCCUUAAUAUUUCUGUUGAAUGUCCCCAUGGAGAUGUGUGUACCAUUGUUCAUUUAAUUCUCUUGUCUGCGCAAUUGGAUUUGCACUAAAACUGUAUUCUUUAACUAUACAUCUAUACAAGAGUGCUGGCUUUUAUUAAGAAAUAUUUUAUAUUCUUAGUUUUUUUCUGAAU
Molecule: messenger RNA, 2498 nt
Organism: Perca flavescens (yellow perch)
Lineage: Eukaryota; Metazoa; Chordata; Actinopteri; Perciformes; Percidae
Product: torsin-1A-interacting protein 2
Exons: 8
Coding region: 178-1770 (530 amino acids)
Biological process (GO): membrane organization
Cellular component (GO): membrane
Molecular function (GO): ATPase activator activity
Source: RefSeq, a predicted model, not a curated record